UGUUAUGGACAAUCCUCAAUCGAUUUUGUUUAUCUUUGAUGGCUUAGAUGAAUAUAAGCAUCGUGAAAACCUUAUUAAAGACCAGUCAGAAUUCAACGGUUUGAAUGGAUUGAAAGAUGAAAUGCCCAUAACUGCUAUUUAUGCAAAACUUUUACAGAAGAAACUACUACCUGGUGCCACAAUUUUGACAACUUCAAGGCCAAAUGCUGUAGGCACUCUGAAAAUCUUAAAUGUACAAUCUGUCAGAGUUGUUGAAAUUUUGGGUUUUACUCCAGAAAAAGUCAAGUCAUACAUUGACAGGUUUUGUAAAGAUAAUGCAACCACAGCAAGCAAGAUUUGGCUGCACAUAGAAAGCAAUUUCAACCUAUUGUAUCUGUGUUACAUUCCAGUAAAUUGCUGGAUAAUCUGUUCCUUGUUAUAUGAUUUCAUCGCAAAACAUAGUAGUAGUUUGGAUAGCUUAGUGCUACCCACCACUCUAACUGACAUCUACAAAGGAGCAUUGCGGCUGUUUUUGUUCAAGCACAGUCCAAAAGAUCAACAACAAAUAUCUAUCAGUGACUAUACUAACAAUACAUUUUCAACCACAAUUGAGGAAGUACUCUCCAAACUAGGAAAGCUUGCAAUAAAAGGAAUGGAAAAUGAACAACUGGUUUUUGAAGAAGUAGAGGUUCAAGGAUUGGAAAACUGUGGUUUUCUCAACUGCAUGCCAAAUAAAACAAAUCCUGCAUUAGGAUUUGCUAUGGCAUCGCAGUAUUGUUUUAUUCAUUUGACACUUCAAGAGUUUCUUGCUGCCAGAGAAAUUGCAAAGACAGAUGACCUCAAUGAGGUUGUUCAGUUUAUCAAUGAUAAAGCAGAAGAUCAUAACUGGUAUCUUGUAAUACAAUUUGUAGCAGGACUAUUGAAAAAACACACUUUUGAAGUUUCAAUGUGCUUUGAGGACAUGCUUUGCCACUCAUUAAUUCAAGGAAAUAAAGAUGAUUUAGUUUUACUUAUUCUCAAAUGCUUUUACGAGCUGAGCAAUGAAGAAGCUGCUGAGAGAGCUGCGAGAAAACUGGAAUCUUGUAAGGAAUUCAGUGGUUCCAUAACUUUCUUUGACGUUGCAAUUCCUGAUUGUACAGCUAUUGUUUUUGUUUUAAGGCACUGCAUGACUCGACUGGUCUCACUUUCAAUUGAGUACAGUUUGGAUUUUGGUGAUUAUGGUUGCUCAGAACUUAUGAAGAUUUUCGUCUGUAAAGUAAGUGACAGCCACAAACAGGAAAGCUCUCAUCUCACCCAGUUGGACUUGUCCUGUAAUAAAAUAACUGAUCAAGGUGUAUUACACCUGAGUGAUGCACUGAAAAGUGAAAACUGUCAUCUCACCCAGUUGGACUUACACCUGAGUGAUGCACUGAAAAGUGAAAACUGUCAUCUCACCAAGUUGGACUUGUCUGAAAAUCAAAUAACUGAUCAAGGUGUAUUACAGCUGAGUGAUGCACUGAAAAGUGAAAACUGUCAUCUCACCCAGUUGAACUUGAACUAUGCACUGAAAAGUGAAGAAACUGUCGUCCAAAAUUUGGAUUACUUAGAGUUUAACUUCAUAGGUAUUCGAGCUAAGAAAAUGAACUGAGUAGCAAGAUUGGACUCUAAUUGCGAUCAUCAGUAUAGUAGCUUCUAUACUAUUACAAUACUAGCAGAGACGUGUUCGCUUUUCGAACAAAAUAUGGACGUUGAAUGAAAUACUUGUUGCAUAGCCUAGUGUGACUAGUGUCUUCAGCCUACCUCUAGCCGGUUACAUAUCUAUUUUACAGGUAUAUUUUUUCACACUUGGACUCUAUUAUUGACUAUCAUCAAGCACUUGAUGACCUCCAUCAAGCAACUCAGUAGAUUAACUCCAGAAUUUGAGUAAUUCAAAAACAAAUAACAAAACAAAACAAAAACAGCGGUUUUUCACUUUGAAUAUUGUGAGAUCAGUUUCUGGUGAAAACAAAAGAAAUCCACCAUGUUCUAUCGCAUAGAUUAUUUAUAUUUCAGGGCGAUGAUCAUAAUACUUGUAGUAGAGUGCACGUCACAUAAGCAUGAAACAAUUCUUAACUAAUUAGCACCUAAUAAGAUUUAGUUAUCAACUAACUAAGAAUUUAGUGAGGCAUAAACAAAGACAAGUGUCCUUUCUGGCAUUGUGUUCAUGCUCCAGUGAAUUCUUAGUUAGUUGAUAACUAAAUCUUAUUAGAUGUUGAUAGUUAAGAAUUGAAGGGGAGGCUGCGGAAAUGGCUUUUCAGGGUAUUUUUGAAAUUCUCGAUAAAUUAAAAAUAAGUCACUUCAAUCGAGUA
Messenger RNA from Exaiptasia diaphana, 2306 nucleotides. Its product is annotated as nucleotide-binding oligomerization domain-containing protein 1-like. Bases 5 to 1606 code for a protein of 533 amino acids. NCBI's taxonomy places the organism in Eukaryota, Metazoa, Cnidaria, Anthozoa, Actiniaria, Aiptasiidae. Gene Ontology annotation, molecular function: protein binding. The record is from RefSeq and is a predicted model, not a curated record. The transcript has 2 exons.